AUGUCCCGUGCAGGGGUGCCCGGGGAGCUCAUUACAGCCAUUGUUCUUACAGUCUGGACACAGCAAUGGGAGGCCAGGGGCGACAUCGUCUUGCCAGGGAGAAAACCAGGCCAUGAGGGACGAUGGGACUUGGUCUCUGCCUCGCUGCUUCGGGGAAGGCUCUGUGACUUCUGCGCCCGUGUGCUGUGCACUGUCUUCUCCUUCCUGGGGAGUGAGGUGAAGACUGCCAUCUGGCCCCCGGAUGCAAGGAUUUAUCCUUCGUCCACCUACGUCCGGCAGCUGGAGUCCAAAAUGAGGCUUCUGGAGGGUGACAAGUUCCUGGCACAGCAGGCGGGCCCCGGAGAGUACCGGACGCUGCGGAAAGGUUUCUCACCCUACCACUCGGAGUCCCAGCUUGCGUCCCUGCCGCCCCCGUACCCGGACUCCCUGCAGAACGGCCCAGCCUGCCCCGCCUCUGAGCUACCCUCGCCCCCCUCUACCAGCUACAGCUCUGCGGGGCAGAAGCCGGAGGCUGUCGUGCAUGCCAUGAAGGUCCUGGAGGUGCACGAGAACUUGGACCGGCAGCUCCAGGACAGCCACGAGGAGGACCUGAGUGAGAAGGAGAAAGCCAUCGUGCGUGAGAUGUGCAACGUGGUCUGGAGGAAACUGGGAGACGCCGCCAGCUCCAAGCCCUCGAUACGGCAGCACCUGUCCGGCAACCAGUUCAAGGGUCCCUUGUAGGGCUGUCCCCCUGUGGACGUGGACGUGGACUGGCCCUGCCUGGCGGGCCCUCUGGCUGAGCCACUGUCUCCUUUCUCUGUGGUGAACUGUACAUAGCACGCUGCCCGCCCUGGCCUGCCGCCAUGGGCCCCACGCACAGGCCCGGGCCUUACACACCAGAUGUGGCCGGCCGUUC
Messenger RNA from Carlito syrichta (Philippine tarsier), 895 nucleotides. RefSeq names its product coiled-coil domain-containing protein 85C. The record is from RefSeq and is a predicted model, not a curated record. Bases 1 to 720 code for a protein of 239 amino acids. The transcript has 8 exons. Gene Ontology annotation, cellular component: apical junction complex. NCBI's taxonomy places the organism in Eukaryota, Metazoa, Chordata, Mammalia, Primates, Tarsiidae.